CAUAGCGGCUGCUUUUCCCUUUCCUUUUUAACUUUUAUUUUAUCGUCGCUAUUGCGCCUGUUCGCGCGCCCGACAAACCUCGCGCAACAUGGUCAACGUCACCUACGACGAAUCUGGCGACCUCAUCGUGACCGAUGAUACGGGCGUUGCCACCGUCUACAACCUCGGCGACAUAGCCUGGAUUAUCGCUGCCACCGCCCUCGUGUGGAUUAUGAUUCCUGGCCUGGGCUUUUUCUACUCUGGUCUCCUGCGGCGAAAAAACGCCCUAUCCAUGAUAUUCCUCUCCGUUGCCGUCCUUGCGGUAGUGUCAUUCCAGUGGUUUUUCUGGGGCUUCUCCCUUGCUUUUUCAGACACUGGGUCGGCGUACAUCGGUGAUCUGAGGUAUUUUGCGCUGAAAGGUGUCCUUGGCCAGCCAUCUGCGGGCUCGUCACGCAUCCCAUCUCUUCUCUUCUGCGUUUACCAGCUUAUGUUCGCUGCCAUCACACCUAUGCUUGCUGUCGGAGCAUUUGCCGAGCACUCUCGUGUUGGUCCCAUCCUGGUUUUCGUAUUUAUGUGGGCGACUCUCGUAUAUGACCCAAUCGCAUGCUGGACAUGGAACCCGACUGGCUGGUCCUUUAAACUCGGAGGCCUUGACUUUGCCGGAGGCACGCCCGUGCAUAUCUCCUCGGGUACGGCCGCACUCGCCAUCUCAAUUUACCUUGGCCGCCGACGCGGCUACGGAACUGAGCGCCUCGCCUAUAAGCCACACAACACAUCAUAUGUUGUCCUUGGCACUGUCUUGCUGUGGUUCGGAUGGUUCGGGUUCAAUGGGGGUUCCGCUCUUUCUGCGAACCUUCGUGCAGUCCAAGCCUGCAUUGUCACCAAUCUCGCUGCAUCCGUCGGUGGACUCACUUGGAUGUUCUGGGAUUGGCGACUCGAGCGAAAGUGGUCUGCAGUCGGUUUCUGCUCUGGUGCCAUCGCCGGUCUCGUUGCAAUCACUCCUGGCUCUGGUUUCGUCGGUUCACCCGCAGCAGUGGCAUUUGGUUUCCUAGCAGGCACGAUUUGUAACUUUGCUACGCAGCUCAAGUUUAUCUUCGGAUAUGAUGACUGUCUGGAUAUCUUUGCGUCGCAUGCUAUUGGCGGUAUCGUCGGAAACAUUUGCACUGCUCUUUUCGCCCAGAGGUCUGUCGCCGGGUUUGAUGGCAUUGCUGACAUUCCGGGAGGCUGGUUCGACCACCACUGGGCCCAGCUUGGCUACCAGCUCGCCGAUUCAACAGCCGGCUUUGCCUAUUCUUUCACCAUGACAACCAUCAUUCUUUGGAUCCUUCAUUUCAUUCCGGGCAUGCGCCUCCGCUGUGAUGAAGAGACCGAAAUCCUCGGUGUUGACGAUGCGGAACUCGGCGAGUUUGCCUACGACUACGUUGGUCUGGACGCUGAGCUUGGUGCCGGCCUACCUCACACUGGUUCUGGACCAGGUGGUCUUGGUGCAGACGUCCACGCUCUUGGUGCAGUUGGCGGUGGACGAGAACCUCAACAUCACAUACAUAACCCGGACCGGGAUAGCAGUAGUUCACGUAGGGAGAAAAUGGCGGCAUAAGCCCUCGUUCGUACUGCGACUUGUUGGAUGCUGUAUGGAGAAGCGGUCAUAGGUGGUUAGACGGAGGACACUGCUGACUAGUUCAUCUACAUAGAUUACGUCUCUCUUUCUGUUCCUAAUUAUGUUUUUUGGUGUUGUGAUCGGUAUCUUGAAUUUAUAGUUAUGCCAGAUGUUCUGCGUACGAUGUACGAUGUUGUACCUAUAAUAGACGCUGAAAA
This is a messenger RNA of Fomitiporia mediterranea MF3/22, 1794 nucleotides long. Its product is annotated as ammonium transporter. NCBI's taxonomy places the organism in Eukaryota, Fungi, Basidiomycota, Agaricomycetes, Hymenochaetales, Hymenochaetaceae. Gene Ontology annotation, cellular component: plasma membrane. The transcript is spliced from 9 exons. The record is from RefSeq and is a predicted model, not a curated record. Bases 89 to 1576 code for a protein of 495 amino acids. Gene Ontology annotation, biological process: ammonium transmembrane transport. Gene Ontology annotation, molecular function: ammonium channel activity.